Odobenus rosmarus divergens (Pacific walrus) is the source of this 1038-nucleotide messenger RNA. RefSeq names its product L-lactate dehydrogenase A chain-like. Gene Ontology annotation, molecular function: L-lactate dehydrogenase (NAD+) activity. Gene Ontology annotation, biological process: carboxylic acid metabolic process. Bases 40 to 1038 code for a protein of 332 amino acids. Gene Ontology annotation, cellular component: cytoplasm. The record is from RefSeq and is a predicted model, not a curated record. The transcript is spliced from 2 exons. NCBI's taxonomy places the organism in Eukaryota, Metazoa, Chordata, Mammalia, Carnivora, Odobenidae.
UUUUUUCCAAAAUUAUGUAGAGACUCUUGAAAAUCCAAAAUGGCAACUCUCAAAGAUCAGCUGAUUCAGAAUCUUCUUAAGGAAGAACAUACCCCCCAGAAUAGGAUCACAGUUGUUGGGGUUGGUGCUGUUGGCAUGGCUUGUGCCAUCAGUAUCUUAAUGAAGGACUUGGCAGAUGAACUUGCUCUUGUUGAUGUCGUGGAAGACAAACUGAAGGGAGAGAUGAUGGAUCUCCAGCACGGCAGCCUUUUCCUUAGAACACCAAAAAUUGUCUCUGGCAAAGAUUAUAAUGUGACUGCAAACUCCAAGCUGGUUAUUAUCACAGCUGGGGCAUGUCAGCAAGAGGGAGAAAGCCGUCUUAAUUUGGUCCAGCAUAACGUGAACAUCUUUAAGUUCAUCAUUCCUAAUAUCGUAAAAUACAGCCCAAACUGCAAGUUGCUUGUCGUUUCCAAUCCAGAGGAUAUCUUGACCUAUGUGGCUUGGAAGAUAAGUGGCUUUCCCAAAAACCGUGUUAUUAGAAGUGGUUGCAAUCUGGAUUCAGCCCAGUUCCGUUACCUAAUGGGGGAAAGACUGGGAGUUCACGCAUUAAGCUGUCACGGGUGGGUCCUUGGGGAGCAUGGAGACUCCAGUGUGCCUGUAUGGAGUGGAGUGAACGUUGCUGGUGUCUCUCUGAAGAAUCUGCACCCUGACUUAGGCACUGAUGCAUAUAAGGAACAGUGGAAAGAGGUUCACAAACAGGUGGUUGACAGUGCCUAUGAGGUGAUCAAACUGAAAGGCUACACCUCCUGGGCCAUUGGACUGUCUGUGGCAGAUCUGGCUGAAAGUAUAAUGAAGAAUCUUAGGCAGGUGCAUCCAAUUUCCACCAUGAUUAAGGGUCUCUAUGGAAUUAAAGAUGAUGUCUUCCUUAGUGUCCCUUGCAUCUUGGGACAGAAUGGAAUUUCAGAUGUUGUGAAGGUGACUCUGACUUCUGAGGAGGAGGCCCAUUUGAAGAAGAGUGCAGAUACACUUUGGGGGAUCCAAAAGGAGCUGCAGUUUUAA